UGGCCUUUGUGUACAGCUAAACAUUCCUGACAUAUUUUCGUUAUUUUGUCACUUGAGAAAAUUUUAUACGACUCUUUUUUAUUUUGGAUUUCUCUGCCAUCAACAUGCAUAAACAAGGCUUGAAUCGUGAGCCCUCGGCGUCCGCGUCGACCAUUUCUCGAUCACUCAGUUUCCAGGCACAAAACGUUCCAAAUUUUCAAACUUUGUGCACGUCGUCCACUCCAACCACAUUAAAAAAUGUGCUCGCGAUGCCACAAGCACCUCACCUCACCGUUCGAUCUCUCCGAGUACCGCCCCGAACUCACAGUCUCCGAAUAUCUCGACGACGAAGCACAAGAGUUUACAGACGGGAAAGCCUUAGUGGCAAUUCUCAAAGUUGCGAAGAUAACAGAGAAAACUUCAGUCUGCCAGAUGUGCCCGAAGUGGAACCCGAAGAAGUUGAUGUUAUUGAGUUCAUAGACGGCAAGCGUCCGCGGAAUAGUGAGCCAGAGCCUAUGACAUUGCCACACUGUAAACUCGCCAGGGAGCUUUGCUUGACCUGCCUGAUCGCCUCCGUUCUAUUAUUUCUCUGCCAGCUGGUGGCGGCGGGGUGCUUGUGCAACCCCCUGAUGGUGCUGGCCGGGCUGUGGGUGGCAGCGCUGCUGCUCUGUAAAGGAGUCAUCGGACUUAGGGUCAUCUCGGCGCCCUCUCGAGCCAUGCUGAUGGGUGACGUUGUGAUGUCGGUGCUGGGUGCUGUGGUAGCGGUGAUGGCUGCUGCUUACCUCGUGUCGGGCCACAUUACCGUGUCCUGCGGUUCAUCCCUGCACAGGCCCGACCAAGGAACAGCAAUCCGCAUGUACAUCCUGGAGUUCACGGCGAUUGUGGCCUCCAUCCCGUGCAUCGCCGGCGCAGUGGCGUCCUUCAUCGCUGCCGCGCUGUCCGCGCAAGCUGCCAGGGUUCGUAAGACGAGACUGGACGCGCCGGUGGUUCUAUUCCUCAGAAGUUGGCCUCAAGGAAACGAAAUUUCAUCUCCAAGUGGACGGACAAACGUGCUGGUUAACUCAACCGAUGAAGAAAUCGGGGGUCAAAUCACGCGGGACUCUUUGGCUCACACUGCCGGCUGUGAGGGAACCGGUCGAGCUUCUACCCCGCCGCCAAACUACAGUCAAGUUGCCUGCGAAUCUUUCGCUUGAAACGCAAUAAUCAUGUGACCUAACAAAAUAGUCGGAUAUUCCUUUGAGCCCCUAAUCAGAAAUAAGAAAUUUAUUUAAUUCAUGUGGAUGAGUUUCUUCUUAAAGAAAGUUUGAUGCUCAUUGUUUGCUCGACAUCAUUUCCUAAAGUUCUUUAUGUCAACUUUCAUUAUAGGGUUUCUGUUAUCUUUUUUUAAAAACACGAAAGAGAAAUAGUAUAAAUGCUGCAAAAUGUACAUAAAAAUGUACCUCGCCAGAGUCCAGCCAACGGUCAACCUAAUGGCUGACUUCUUUCGAUUGGCAGUCAAACAUCUUCAAAUUUGGACGACGACCAAUUAACAACCUAAAUUAUAAGUUGUUAAACAUUAAUCCGCACCUUUGAAGAACCACUGUGAAGUAAUUUCGAACUAGUGGUAAUUUUUAGGCAGAAUAAUUAAGACGAGUUUCCUUGCUCUGAAAACGGUUUCUCUCAGGGACGCAUUGAUUAAGAUAUUGCAAUUUUGAAACAACGUAUGUUUAGAUAAUCAUCGAGUGUAUAGAAGUAGCUUGUAAAUAUACUUGGGCUGCCUACUUGCCUUGGGCAUCUUUAACAUGACGUGGUGCCACGUUUUCCUGCUGUCGUCAGGUAUGAGCUGCGUUGAUCCUUAACAGGAGCCCACUACUCACAUGCAUGUGAGUUACGGGCUCCGCUGGCAAAGCAUUCGGCACCGAUACAAGCAUAAGACAUGUCACAGGCGGUAGCGAUUUAAUAAUAAUA
Molecule: messenger RNA, 1926 nt
Organism: Hyalella azteca
Lineage: Eukaryota; Metazoa; Arthropoda; Malacostraca; Amphipoda; Hyalellidae
Exons: 6
Coding region: 105-1172 (355 amino acids)
Source: RefSeq, a predicted model, not a curated record